ACCCUUACGCCACCCUAUACUAGUUCCCACUCCUCCCGCUCCCUACCCGUUAACAAAUACCAUUAUUAUCCCUCCCGCCCCGAAUCUCAUCUCUCGAAGCUCUGGCCUCAUACCCGCCUCCGAGCCCACCAGAGCGCAACGAUGAAUAAGAACUGGAAUGACAGGGCUGACAAGGACCUCUUCUUCACCAUCCUCUCCGUCAAGAACAUCGGCGUGAUAAGUGGCGCAGAAUGGACGACCAUCGGUAACCACAUGCGUUCCUUGGGUUACGGCUUCACGAAUGAGGGAUGCCGCCAACAUUUUCAAGGCCUCCGCAGGGCCCAGCAUAAAACCGAUACCAAUGGCAACGUGCUUGAUAGCCAGCGCAGGGCGGAUCCUACUAUGAACCCCAUCACACGGCGCCCGGGUCCUGGUCGUGGACGGCCUCGGAAGCAACCUUCCGCUUCCAUCACGGAUCUCAACCCGACGUCGCCAUCGGGGACGCCGGGUGACGGCCAGGGGGUUCAGGAGGCUCGAGAGGUCCCGGAAGUUCGUGAGGCUCAAGAGAUUCUAGAGCCUCGUAGCGUACACGAAGCCCAAGAAGCUCAAGAGGCUCACGAACCCCACGAACCCCGUCAAGUCAACGAGCCGCAGGAACCACUAGAAACCCAGGAAAUUCGAAACGCAGAACUUAUCCCUACAUUCAAACCCAUUAAUCCGCCAAUGCAACUUCCUACCGAAGAAGCAGACUCUUCAAGCCUAGCGCAAGAGGACUCCACUCUCGACGAACAGCCUUCCAAACGUCCGCGCCUCGGAGAAGACAACCAGCGUCGAAAUGGCGACGGAGCCGACCUGGCCCUAGCAUCAGACGACAUACCCGGACCAGGAGAUCAUUUUGAACCACCAGGAAGGUACUACGGCGAGGCGUGAAGGACACGACUCCUUUUUCCUUAUAGCAUCUUCAAGACAGUCAACACACA
Messenger RNA from Durotheca rogersii, 959 nucleotides. RefSeq lists its product as uncharacterized. The transcript has 3 exons. The record is from RefSeq and is a predicted model, not a curated record. The coding region runs from base 142 to 909 and encodes 255 amino acids. Lineage: Eukaryota; Fungi; Ascomycota; Sordariomycetes; Xylariales; Xylariaceae.